AUGGCUUCCAUCUUUGUAUCUACUCCCUCUUCAUCUUCCUUGGCUCUCCACUCCUGUCACAGUUCACAUGUCCGUAGCAGUUACAGUCCAAUAUCUCCAAAGUUUGCGAAAACUGUGGUGAAGCGAAGUACAAGACGCAGCAGUCCAUUGAGGUUUUCUGCUGAAGAUGAUCGAGUUCGUGAACCUGCAAACGAUGCUUCCUCUCCGGUGGCGUUAGCAGAGGAGCACAAAGAAGAUCACUCCAACAACAAUGGUCCGCCUUCUCCGGGAAACACUGAUGAAGAAGAUGAAGAGAAAUCUAAGCAGCAAGAGAUGGAUUGGAAGACGGACGAGGAGUUCAAGAAGUUCAUGGGGAAUCCAUCAAUAGAAGCUGCUAUAAAGCUUGAGAAGACGAGAACUGAUCGUAAGCUGAAAGAGCUGAACAGAGAGAGCAAUAAUGAGAAUCCAAUCAUCAGAAUAUUCAACAGCUUGGCUCGUGAUAGUUUGGUCAGAGAGAAAGAAAGGCUUGAGAAGGCAGAAGAGGCUUUCAAAGCUCUUGAUCUCAACAAGUUAAAGAGCUGUUUUGGUUUCGAUACGUUUUUCGCUACGGACGUUCGUCGGUUUGGAGAUGGAGGAAUCUUCAUUGGGAAUCUGAGGAAACCCAUCGAUGAGGUCACACCUAAGCUUGAAGCAAAGCUCUCUGAAGCUGCAGGGCGUGAUGUUGUCGUCUGGUUCAUGGAAGAAAAGUCCAAUGAGAUUACAAAACAGGUGUGUAUGGUACAACCAAAAGCCGAAAUCGAUCUUCAAUUUGAAUCGACUAGAUUAAGCACUCCUUGGGGAUAUAUCGCUGCAAUCAGCUUAUGUGUUACAACCUUUGGAACUAUAGCUCUCAUGAGUGGCUUCUUCCUUAAACCUGACGCUACCUUUGAUGACUACAUUGCUAAUGUAGUUCCUCUCUUUGGUGGGUUCCUUUCCAUCUUAGGCGUCUCAGAGAUAGCAACCAGAGUAACAGCUGCACGACACGGUGUCAAACUAAGUCCCUCGUUUCUAGUGCCAUCGAACUGGACUGGUUGCUUAGGAGUAAUGAACAACUACGAGUCCUUGCUUCCUAAUAAAAAGGCGUUGUUUGAUAUCCCAGUGGCGCGUACAGCUAGUGCUUACUUGACUUCGCUGCUUCUUGCAGCUGCUGCGUUUAUAUCUGAUGGUAGUUUCAACGGAGGAGAAAACGCUUUGUAUAUAAGGCCACAGUUCUUGGAUAAUAACCCGUUACUUUCUUUCAUCCAAUUUGUUGUUGGUCCUUAUGCGGAUGAUCUCGGCAAUGUAUUGCCUAACGCUGUUGAAGGAGUUGGAGUUCCUGUUGAUCCUCUCGCUUUCGCUGGUCUUCUAGGUAUGGUAGUGACUUCACUGAACUUGUUACCAUGUGGGAGACUAGAAGGAGGUCGAAUCGCUCAAGCCAUGUUUGGAAGAAGCACAGCUGCAAUCCUCUCAUUCACAACGUCUCUCCUUCUCGCUAUCGGAGGUCUCAGCGGAAGCGUCUUGUGUUUAGCUUGGGGACUCUUUGCAACUUUCUUCCGUGGUGGUGAAGAAACACCUGCUAAAGAUGAAAUCACCCCUCUUGGUGAUGAUAGAUUCGCUUGGGGCUUAGUCCUUGGACUCAUCUGCUUCCUCACUCUUUUCCCCAACACUGGUGGUACUUUCUCCACUUCCUUCUUCAAUGGACCUUUCUUCCGUGGUGAUGGUCUCUAGAAACAAGUAUUGUAGAAAAAAAAAAACUCAAUUAUUAUUGUAGAAGGUUACAUUGUUGUAGCUAUGCUUUUUUGAACAUAACUUUUAAUGGAACAUCACUUAGAACAAGUCUUCUUAUCCCAUCUUGUACAAACACACCAACAUCUCUACACAUAACCUUGCAGAAGUUACAAACAGUUGGACAAAACACAAUCUUGUAAUCAUCUUCGUACUUCUCGAUCUUGAACCAGUUAUCAACCGUUGCCUGACCUGGAUUCCCUUCCACGCCACAAGCUGUAACAAACCACUGAUUCGUCGCUUCAUCGUAAUUGUCCAAGUUCCAGACCGAAGCCGAACAGAAUUUGAAGUUGAGAUCAGUUGAGACACGGAUGAUUCUUGAUUUAUCUGAUGGUGAGAAUGUUAAGGGUAGGCCUUGUGAGACUUCGUAUUGGUCUUGGAUAACGCUUUUAGGACAUGUUUUGUUUUCGGGUUUGGACAUGGUUAGUCCACCGCCGCGACCGCGAAGAACAGGCAAGAUGUAGUAUUUGGUGCCUGAGAUGAGACGGCUACCGUAUAUGUCGGUUACGGGCUCGAGAGCAGCUUCCGUGGUGGCUCCGUGGUGGAUGAUAAAAACGGCUAAGAGGAGGAAGAUAUUGAGAAGUAGUGAUGAUGACAUUGUUGCAAGCUUUCUU
Messenger RNA from Eruca vesicaria subsp. sativa (arugula), 2396 nucleotides. The record is from the annotation of a GenBank genome assembly. NCBI's taxonomy places the organism in Eukaryota, Viridiplantae, Streptophyta, Magnoliopsida, Brassicales, Brassicaceae.